This is a messenger RNA of Huiozyma naganishii CBS 8797, 675 nucleotides long. RefSeq names its product Svp26p (gene SVP26). Bases 1 to 675 code for a protein of 224 amino acids. Gene Ontology annotation, biological process: endoplasmic reticulum to Golgi vesicle-mediated transport. NCBI's taxonomy places the organism in Eukaryota, Fungi, Ascomycota, Saccharomycetes, Saccharomycetales, Saccharomycetaceae. The transcript has a single exon. Gene Ontology annotation, cellular component: COPII-coated ER to Golgi transport vesicle; Golgi membrane; endoplasmic reticulum membrane. The record is from RefSeq and is a predicted model, not a curated record. Gene Ontology annotation, molecular function: COPII receptor activity.
AUGAUCCUGAAACUGGUUUCUUAUGCAGGGAACCUCUUUGGGUUCCUGUUCUUAACAUUGUCUAUUGCCUCUGGCCUCUAUUACAUUAGUGAGUUGGUCGAAGAAUACUCAGAACCUACUAAGCGGUUUUUGACGAGGGCCAUAUAUGGUGUCAUUGGAUUACUGGUGUCGUUAUUGAUUUUUGAUAAAUUCCCAUUCAAAUUAACUGUCUUUGCGAUUGCAUCUCAUGUCCUCUACUUACAGAAUAUGAAAGGGUUUCCUUUUGUCAGUUUUACAAAUCCUACGUUCCUUUUGAGUUGCGCGUGCACUGUUCUGAAUCAUUAUCUAUGGUUCAAAUACUUCAACGACGUUGAAAUACCUCCCCAAUUCAAAUUCAAUCCUAACUAUAUACCAAAGAAAAGGGCUACCUUUUCAGAGGUGGCUUCUUUUUUUGCAAUCUGUGUGUGGUUUAUUCCCUUCUCCUUAUUUGUUUCCUUAUCAGCUGGUGACUACGUUCUACCGACCGCAGAAGAACUAAAGAAAACAGAUGAUCCAACGGCUCAACCUAAGCUUCGUAAGAGAACGAUCAACCUUGUCCGUGUUGCUAUCAACAAUGUUAGGGGCUUCAUCCGUUCCUCGUUAAGAAUAUUCGGGUUCAAAAUUGCUGAGCCAGAAUAUGACAGACUAUCUAUCUAG